CCCCCCAAAAAAAAAUGGUGCAAGCAAAACAUAUUUGCUUUGUGUUGCUUUUGUCACAAUUUUUGUGGUGUAAUUAUUGUACUUCAACACCUCUAGUACCGGCUUUGUAUGUUUUUGGAGAUUCAUUAUUUGAUGGUGGAAAUAACAAUUGGUUGCCUACUUUGGCCAAAGCAAACUACCUUCCUUAUGGUCAAGAUUUCCCCAAAGGCCCUACCGGAAGAUUCAACAAUGGCAAACUCCUCGUCGAUUUUAUAGCUGAGUAUCUUGGACUGCCAUUCUCACCACCCUACAUAAAGCCAUUCCGGACAAAUUCACUUACAGGUUAUAAUUAUGCAUCUGGUGCUUGUGGCAUUUUAUCCGAAACUGGAAAAGAUAUAGGGAUAUGCUUGGAUUUAGAUAGUCAAAUAAAGUUGUUUGAAAGGACGGUGAGGAAACAUUUAUCAUCAAAAUUGGAAAACCCAACUCAGGUUUCCCAACACUUGGCUAAGUCCAUAUUCAUGGUCUCCAUGGGCAGUAAUGAUUUCCUCGGCAACUACUUUGGCAAGUCUUCUGAAACAAGGAAACUUUAUAAUCCUCAAGAAUUUACACAACUUCUCGUUGAUUCAUUAUCGCAAAAAUUACAGAUAUUAUACGAAUUAGGAGCUAGAAAGGUGGUAGUGUUAGAGGUCGGACCAAUUGGUUGCCUUGAAUCUAUGAUUAAGCGUUUCAAGCCCAAUGGAAGAUGUGAUGAAAAUGUAAAUCAAAUAGUAAUAAAUUUCAACACUGAGCUAGAUAUGAUGUUGAAGAAAUUGAGUUCCACUCUUGAGCAUUCUCAUUUCAUACUUGGACGUGCAAAUUCGCUUGGUUAUGAUGCUAUUAUCAACCCCGGUAAUCAUGGGUUAAGAGAUAGUAAAAAUCCAUGUUGUACAACGUGGGAAAAUGGCACAUUAACAUGCAUCCCGUUACUAGAAGCAUGCCCAAAUCCAAACAAACAUUUCUUUUGGGACAGUAGUCAUCCUACUGAAGCUGUCAACUCUCUCAUUGCUUCUCAAUGUAUCAAUGGUUCCUCCGUUUGUCUUCCCCUCAAUAUCCAGCAACUCGUUCAAGUGUAGACAUACCAACAAUUCUUUUUUGUAUAUCGAUCUUUAACUUCUGAACUUAUUUAUCUGGUCUAUAGAGCGAAACUAUAACAAAUACUUGUACGUAUGUACUUCAAUGCAUUGAUAUUCAAAACUGAUGAGUUUUACAAUACAAUCUCAC
Chenopodium quinoa (quinoa) is the source of this 1239-nucleotide messenger RNA. Its product is annotated as GDSL esterase/lipase 7-like. The transcript is spliced from 5 exons. The coding region runs from base 15 to 1091 and encodes 358 amino acids. The record is from RefSeq and is a predicted model, not a curated record. NCBI's taxonomy places the organism in Eukaryota, Viridiplantae, Streptophyta, Magnoliopsida, Caryophyllales, Amaranthaceae. Gene Ontology annotation, biological process: lipid metabolic process. Gene Ontology annotation, molecular function: lipase activity.